ACGAGAGUUGAUAAUGCCAAUUUAACGCAAAAGCUUUGAAUGGCGUAGGUGGAAAUAUGACCAGAAAAUAAAUGGUGUUGGUGGGGAAACUCAAACCUCCCCUCUAAUCCACUCCUCAAAUCCAAUCCCCCAUAAUUAUAAGAACUAAUUUUGCCUUACCAAGAGCAGUCCGUUAUAGUCACAUCCUCAGUCAGUCAAGAAGACAAGGAAAAAUGGCUGAAAACGAACCCCAAGUUCGCGACCGAAAGCGAAUCAGGCAACCCCCCUCCGUGCCAUUCCUUUGGGAAGUGAGGCCCGGGAUGCCCAAGAAGGACUGGAGACCCGAACCUCCUUCUCCCGCUCCCCAAGUCCCAUCCCAUCCCGUAAAGCUUAUUGCUUCCGUCCCAUUCCCACCAGAGACACCGUCAUCCUCUCCAACAGAGAGCAUGAAUGAUCCACCCUUGCUAUUGUUGCCUCCUCCUAUGCCGGAUAAUCAUGAACGUGACUCCCCCCCUCCUUUUGAUGAUGAUGUUGGGCAAGAAGUGUCCUUUGGAUCUGAAGUUGAAUCUUUCAGGUUUGAUUUGAAUGAGCCAAACUCGAUCCCCCAAGUUCCGUCCCGCCCUAUCAAGCUUGUAGCAUCAGUUCCCUUUCUGUGGGAAGAGAAGCCAGGAAAGCCACUGCCUUAUUUUUCACCCCAACACACCAACAUUAUAGAUUUUCUGUUGCCUUUGCCACCACCUCCUUCAUGGAACAGCUACGAAGAAGUAAGCAGCAGCCACAGCAAUGAGGCUGAUGGUGAUGCAGAUGCCAAGCAGGAAGGGGUAUAUAAAUCUGACGUCCGACCAUUCACUUUCGAAAUAUCCAGACCUCCUUCUGUUCCCCGAGCCCCAUCACAUCCCAUCAAGCUUGUCGCAUCAGUCCCAUUCAUGUGGGAGGAGAAGCCGGGAAAACCCCUGACCUCAUUCCCACAAGCAAACCCUCCACCACCAUUGGGAAUCUAUGACCUAAAACUUGACCUUUGCAAAGAUUGCAACAAUCCUGAUGAGCACCAACAAGAGAUGUCUCAAUGGGAAGUCGAAUCAUUCAGUUCCGAAAUGAAUGAGGAGGGGUCAUUCAGCUCGGCAUGCUCACUCCUAGCAAACUGCCUCAUGCCAUCUUCAGCUAUCUCCAUUGCCCUUCCUGUGGAGGAGACAGCAACAUCAUCAAACGAGAACAGUCCCAAGAUGGUAUCGUCAUCUUCUUCUAGCUCAUUGUCAGCUUCAGACCCAGAGAGCAAUAUGAGCAGUUAUACAACUGGGGCUUCAGGCCCGGUGGGUCCAGCCUUCUUGGAAUGGCUCUUCCCACUUUUCCAGCCCAGAUCAGGAUUUCUUGAGCAGAGUGGAUCCCACGCAAGAGCGACAGCUUCCACUGCUCCUCAAGAAGUGGAAGGUCAAAAUUUCAGUAGCCAAACCAAUGGAAGCAUUUGUUUGAGAAGGCCAACAACUCUGGGGGAGCUGAUAAUGAUGAGCCGGAGGAGGAGCUAUAGAAGGAAAGCUGUGCAGAUGAAAAAACAAAAUCCGUCUAUGCAUGAAUUCAUGAAGAAAUCUGCUUUUGGAUGUGGCAUCCUCGGCCGCAAACUGAUUGAAGGAUUGAAGCUCAAGCGUCAGCUGAGACUGAAACUCGUGUAA
Molecule: messenger RNA, 1646 nt
Organism: Punica granatum (pomegranate)
Lineage: Eukaryota; Viridiplantae; Streptophyta; Magnoliopsida; Myrtales; Lythraceae
Source: RefSeq, a predicted model, not a curated record